Molecule: messenger RNA, 615 nt
Organism: Neoarius graeffei (lesser salmon catfish)
Lineage: Eukaryota; Metazoa; Chordata; Actinopteri; Siluriformes; Ariidae
Product: PTB domain-containing engulfment adapter protein 1-like
Exons: 8
Coding region: 1-615 (204 amino acids)
Source: RefSeq, a predicted model, not a curated record
AUGAGUGACACUGAAAACGACAGUGAAAUUUCCUUCUCUGUUAAAUUCCUCGGCCGUCUUGAGGUGGUGCGUCCGGUUGGGAUGGGGAUUCUGAUAGAGGCUGCAGAAGCUCUCCAGGUCCUCACUGCUGAAAAAACAAAAAAGAAUAAAGUUAAUCUGUUUCUGUCCAGAAGCUCCAUCGACAUCCUGGAACAUAAGACUAAAUUCAUGCUGCACUCCUGCACUCUCUCGUCUGUGUCUUUCUGUGCUGUUCAUCAGUUUCAGUCCAAAAUGUUUGGCUUCAUGGCGAAACACCCGGCUCUCGACUCACACCACUGCUACGUCUUCCAGAGCACGAAGUUUUCUCACCUGCUGGUGUCGGCGAUUGGAGAGGCGUUCCAGGCCAGCAGACGCUCGGAUAGUGUUAGGGGAAGUCGUGAUCUGGUGGUGGAGGCCCUCAGACACAAGAAUAAAGUCCUGCAAAGGGAGAACACAGAACUAAAAAAGAAACUGCAGGAGAAUGGAGAAAUGAACAGCUCUGAAGAGGAAACUGAUCACUCUGAUACAGAGCGACACACAUCACAUGUGAGAUUCAACUCAGGCAGUGACACAACUGCUUUGCUGAGGAACUUCUAA